This is a messenger RNA of Pristis pectinata (smalltooth sawfish), 3914 nucleotides long. It is a transcript of the gene gsap, whose product is annotated as gamma-secretase activating protein. Lineage: Eukaryota; Metazoa; Chordata; Chondrichthyes; Rhinopristiformes; Pristidae. The record is from RefSeq and is a predicted model, not a curated record. Gene Ontology annotation, biological process: positive regulation of amyloid-beta formation. The coding region runs from base 85 to 2643 and encodes 852 amino acids. Gene Ontology annotation, cellular component: trans-Golgi network. The transcript has 32 exons.
GUACAUGGCUGCAUUAGCUCCCAACACGCCUGGAUUGAUUUGAGGCAUUUACUUUUUUCAUGGAGUUGGAAGAAACGUUUGACAAUGUUGGAGUUGAAGUCUGUUUUUGAUAUUCAGAGUGAAGUUGUUCCUUGGCUGUUGAAGGGCAAACUGAUUCCCCUUAAUGAAAAUGGUGAAUGUACGAGCCUUUCAAGAACCGAUUUGCAGAUUGUUAAUGUUGAAAAGAAUGGCAGUGUCCUGUUCACUUGGAAGGGUAAGAAGGGAACCACAUGUAUUGGCUUGCAUGAUCUUCACAAAAAACAGAACAAGCUGCUGUAUACCUUUGAUAGAGAAGUGUCUUUGAUUAGUUGCUCUGUCAACAUGGAAAGAACAUUGCUGGCUGUAAGUAUUCUACAGUUUGCUGGGAGAGGAACAUUCAGACCAGUUUCCAGAUGUUUGACUUUGUUGAUUGAAAUUCAUCCAGUCAACAACACAAAAGUCUUAAAAGCUGUCAAUUCGAAUGUCAAAGUUCAGUUCCUCUAUCAAGAUUCAGAUUCAAGGCUGUUGCCUGAAAGCCACCUGCUCAUAAUUUCAGAGGAUAGAUAUAUUGAGUAUAUUCAUAUAAGAAUGGUCAUUGAAGAAGGUUACAGAGUGAUGGUUCAGAAUCCAGACCGUCUUCCCAGAGAGAUUGUGGCUGAAGACUUCUUGUGGGCACAAUGGGAUACAGAAGCACAGAGGCUGUUCUAUAUUGUUGAAAAGGAAAACAAUGCAGUUCUGAUGUGUAUCCGGUUUUAUCCAGACAGGAGCAAUGAAAUGUUGAUUUCUUUCUCUCUUGGAUUCUCUUUAACAGUUACAAAGUUACGUCUUGUAAAUUUUGGGUACAAUCAUUUUCAAGAGGAAGAGGAAUCUUCUGAAUCUUUGAAUCUGCAAGUUUUCUCAAAUCAUACAGGUGCCUUGUCUGUGUGCUACAGUCAUCCUGUGCAAAAUAAUCAAGAAGUUAUUUAUUCAGUGAUUCUUCUACAUCAUGGUAGAAGGAAAACAUUUAGAGUUUCCUUGGAGAAGUCCAAUUGUGCCUGUAUAAGUGAAUUGACCUUUCUGAACAUUGGUUAUUAUGUAGCUGUUUAUGUGCCUGGAUAUUUUUUACAUCUCAUUAACGUACAACACCCUAAUCUGGCUUGCCAUAAUCUGUUUUUGUCAGGGGAGGAUGCCAAAGUGAAACCCUGGAAUCACCAACGGUAUAUGUUAUCAUUGUCUGACUCGCUGCUGGAUUGUCAUUUGGGGAAAAUCUAUAAAGCUGAGCUCAACCCAGUGUUAUUGAUGAUGUUCAUGCGAAGCAGCAAACUGGGUUGUCAUCAACUUGCUGUGAUGCAUUGCGCUGUCUUGUAUCUCCAGAAUAAUUCAGAAGUCGAAUCACAGAUUAUUCACUGGUUGUGUGGUUUGUCUGCCUCUGCCUGUUCUGAUCUCAUUCAGGAAUUCAUCCUUGGUACUUUAUACAGGAAAGCAAUCUCAGAAACAAAUGCCAUUGCAAAACUGCUGCCUUACUCAUCUUUAUUAAACUGGAAGGGGGAAAUACCUGGAAUAACAUGCACGACAGAAAAUAUUUUGCAAUCUGUUGGAAAAAAGGUUCGUCAUUGUAAAAGUUUCUGGGAAGAGGUGAAUAGGAAUGUGGAAUCUCUGAAGAAUUUAGAAAGUUUGCACAAGGCACUGUACACUAAUAGUUCUUUGAGGAGAAUGCAAUCAAAACUAUUUUCGGAAAUGAAAAUGGAUCCAAGGGCAAUCAGACACUUCAGAAGUGUACUGGAAAAUGCCAAAACGAUUCUUUCAAAAGUGGAUACAUGGUCCCCAGGACAGCAAGUGGUUCCUUUCUUUCAGGAAGAAGACUGCCAGCAGAUGGUGCUAAUAGGACUGAUGGGUGAAAAGCUGAAAGAACAUCUACUGAAAUAUGUUCAUUCCCUUGGAAAGAAAAAGAUUGAUGUGAUAGUUAACAACUACGUUGUGAAUUUGCUUGAAUGCAUACAGACAAUUGUGAACACAAUAUGGAAGCACUGUGGCCUCAAUGCCCACAUCCUGUGCUUAUCCAACAGAGAGAAAGUAAAUUCUGCAGAAUUUGUCAUGUUCCAUAUGAUGACUUGUGUUUUGCAAGCUGUUGAAGGACUUUCGCUGCCUCUUCCACCAGGUUAUCACACGAUUCACAUAAUCCUUGGUGCACGAUGCCUUCCUUUACAUACCCUACUACAUUAUAUUGAUCUCGGAGUGUUGCAUCCAACAGAGCGGUUUGUUACCAGGUUACUUGAAGAACUUGAUGAUUCUGAAAUAAAUGAAAGAUUCAAAUUUAGUAUUGUGGCAAGAAUUCCAGAGACUAUUGAGCAAAAGAUCUGUUGCCUCUGGGACCAUCCGGUCAGUUCAUCACGUGUUGCUCGGAACUAUGUGGAAACACUCCUGAAGAAACUCCCCACCCAGCAGACAUCAAGAAUUUCUUCCGUAAGGGAACUGACUCCAUUUGAGUCUGAAUUUCUGCCACUGACUUACCUAGCAAGAAUCUUAACAGAAGUGGAAGAUCAAGCAUUGAACCCUUUUGAAGAGCCGGAGAAUGUGGAUGCAAAGUUUGUGGAAGAAGUGGCAUUGAAGCAAACAUUAAUUCUUCUGGGCCUUGAAAAUAACUAGAAUGAAUAACAUUUUUAAAUGUUUCAGCAUGUUAAACCCAAGCUGAAACAAGACCACACAACGUUCGAAACAACCCACUCACCUGCCUCAUCCGUGCCUCCUGGUCACUUCAGAAUGCACAGAACUGAAGUGGAAGUAAGUCAUCCUUGCAUUCAAGGGGCUGCCUAAGAGAAGAUUAAUGUUUCUCUCUGUGUGUGUUUCUUUUCGUGUACACUGUUUUAAGUGAGAGAUGAACAUUUACUAGUUCCAGAUACUGAACUUGUGGGUUGCUUCUGAGUUCUUCCAGUUACAUGUCUAUAGUUUGCAACUUAUUUCACUUUUUACAUUGGUGCUAGUGUUGUUCAAGUCAAAAUGUAUCAGAAUAAUGAAAGUCAAAAUAUUGCAGGUGUUGGAACGCUGACCUAAAAACAGAAGAUUCUGGGGAAAAAAAAAAUCAGCAUGUCAGUCAGCUUCUUUGGAAAGAGAAUUAAUAUUUUGGGUCAAAGAUCCUUUGUCAAAACUAAGAAAAAGGGAAAACAAGUUAGUUAUAAAUUGCAGAGAAGGUGGGGAGGAGUGGGUGGUGGUAUUGGAUAGGACAAAGGGAGUAUCCUUGAUAGGGCGAGACCUUCAUUGCCCUGCUGAUUAAUUGUAGAGGCCCUCUGGCAAUGGAUUAAUGGGGGCAGAUUGAGAGAAAGAAAAUGAACAAACACUGUGAGAUGAGGGCAGUUAGUGAAUGAGGAUACAAACAAAAGGUAGUGAAAAGGUGCAAAAUCCAGGGCUGUAGAGCAUAGUCAGCAGGUCAGGCUCUGCCAAUGGAGAGAAAAACAGUGCCAAUAUCACAGAUGGAUGAUGUCUAGCAGAAAAGGCCAGUUUUAAUACAUGCAAAAAAAAAGCAAGUUACCAGAAGUUGUAGAAUUUUGAUACUGAGUCCAGAAGGUUGCAGAGUUCCCUGACGGAAGUUGAGGUGCUGUUCCUUGAGGUUAUAUUGGCCCUUGCUAAUACAGUGCUGUCAGAGGCCAAAGACAGACAGGUCAUAGUGUGCUUAGGAAGGAGAAUUAAAGUGAUCUGUCUAUGUCUAUAUCAGAAGUGGCCAUAUCUGCUGGAAGUCACUCCAUCUGUCCAUUAACACAGCCUGACCAUUGGGUAUGUCCUACAGCCCUGCAUUUUGUACCUUUUCACUUUCUUUUAUUUGUAUUCUCACUCUUUUAACUGCCCUCCUUAACCCAUUGACUGGAUGACCUCAAGUUAAGCAACCCUGCUCUCAGUCUAUCAGAGAUAUUCCCUUUGUUCUA